Metopolophium dirhodum (rose-grain aphid) is the source of this 1009-nucleotide messenger RNA. It is a transcript of the gene BCL7-like, whose product is annotated as B-cell CLL/lymphoma 7 protein family member A. The coding region runs from base 212 to 613 and encodes 133 amino acids. The record is from RefSeq and is a predicted model, not a curated record. The transcript is spliced from 4 exons. NCBI's taxonomy places the organism in Eukaryota, Metazoa, Arthropoda, Insecta, Hemiptera, Aphididae.
UACAAACUACAGAGUCCGCGUUAUCCGGCACCGGGCACCGCACCUGGCGUCGCAACGAAUCGUUUUCGUUUCUCCGGGGGCCAUUUUCCUGUCCGACCGUCCUGUCACCCGAUUCGGGAGGUGCAUCGCACUUGUCGCCGCCGAUCAACCACUUUGAGCCGCCCGUCGGACGCCUCCCUUACCCGCAGCAGCGCCGCCGGUCGUUUGUAUUAUGAUGUCUCGGUCAGUGCGUGCGGAGACCAGGAGCAGAGCCAAAGAUGACAUUAAGAGGGUCAUGCAAGUCGUGGACAAGGUUCGCCGGUGGGAAAAGAAAUGGGUAACAAUUGGAGAGACUACCAUGAAAAUAUACAAAUGGGUACCUAUAAUAUCCAACGAACAGAAGAAAAAGUCAAAAGAACAUUCUCACUCGAACAAAGAGAACAUGUUGGGCAAAAGACCUAUCGAGGCGACGCACUCAAACUUCUCCAUUGCCGAUGACUCAAAUACCUCAUUUUCCGUCAGUGAUUCUCAUUCACAAGAACCAACCGAAUUUGCCACCCAGUUGGGUUUUUCGGAAGAUUCCAAUUCACAGAACAGCGAACCACCGCCGGCUAAACAAAUAAAAACUGAAUAAGUUUUCCUUUCCGUUGCUUUACCCUAAAAAAAAAUUGAAUUUUUGUUUGUGUCUUGUAACAUUUUUUUGUGCAAAAACACUUAAUUAACUACCUCUAUAUGUUUUUUUUAAAUUGUUCGGAAACUUUGUACUGUAACUACUAUUGAUUGUGCUGUAUGUGUAUGUUCUCCUGCCUUCUCCCUUCCUUUCCAAUGACAAACAUUCAUUCCUCAGUGUUGAUUUUUUUUGUAUUAGAAUCAGAAAAUGUGCAUUUGUGUAUAUAUUACCUUUAAGACGCUAUUUUUUAUUUCAUUUUUUUAAACUUAAUUUAUUCAUAUUUUGACUAUCAAAAUUCAAUUCAAUGGUAUAAACAAAUAUAACUGACUUUGCGUAUUAUACCAUUGACUAAAUGAAAAA